AGGGACACCCACUCUGUUGACUUUCCCAACCAGGACCCUGAUGACUGUCUCCUGAAGUCUCCCCUGGUCCCUGUGUCAGGUGUUGGAGCUCACCUGGUGAAUGAUGAUCAAGCAGAGAUGGCUGUCAGCACAACUGGGUGUUACCGUCAGGGGCCAGUCAAACUACCUGCAACUCAGAGCAAUGACAACUGCUCAUCAAUUUUUCUAGGGUGCUGUGUCUUGUUUUGGAAGAAAAAGCAAAGGCUUGAAAUCUCUGGACCAUUUAAUCUGAAGCACAGGAUUCAUACCGAGUUUGAUCCCCAUGGACGGAAGUUCCCAGGACUCCCACUUCUGUGGGUGUUGCAUCCUAUUAGUCCAGAGAAAGACAAGGUGUGAAAUCUAUGCCUCAUCGAAUUUUCAGCACAGAAGACAGACCGAGUUUGAUCAUCAAGAACAUACAAUUACAGGAUUCCCACUCCAGUGGCAGAGCUUGCUGGAAGCCAUAGUGAAGGAAGAAAAACCGAUAUGGAACCCGUCAUCUAUCAUACCCAUUCUGAUUCCCUGGUGUUGCAGCCUGUUCAGACACAGGAAAAGAAGGCAUGAGGUUUCAGCCCCAUGCAAUUUUCAACAUCGAGUGCACAUGGUAUUUAACGAAGCAGAUCAUACAUUCAUGGGACUACCCCUACAGUGGAGCAGCUUGGAAGAAGACCCAUUAAAGGGAGAAAAAGUGAUAGCGGAUCCUUCAUCUGUCACACCCAUUCUAAAUCCCUGGUGUUGCAUCGUGUUUGGCAAGAAAAAGACAAGGCUGGAAAUAUCCAGACAAUCUAAUUUUGAGCACAGGAUUAAUACUGAGUUUGAUUCCAGAGAACAGAAGUUCACAGGAACCCCACUGCUAUGGCACAGCUUGUUGGCAGACACAGUCAAUCAACCCAUAGUGGACCCAUCAUCCCGUACAUACAUUCAACUUGCUGCCAUGAAGGUACUGUGAUAGGGGUGGUCUCCAGUUGACUUAAGAUUUCAUUUGUCUGCUUGUAUUUAAUGUUAGCAACUAUAUUUAAGGACAAUUGGAUUUUUCCUGG
Molecule: messenger RNA, 1058 nt
Organism: Vombatus ursinus (common wombat)
Lineage: Eukaryota; Metazoa; Chordata; Mammalia; Diprotodontia; Vombatidae
Exons: 6
Coding region: 302-967 (221 amino acids)
Source: RefSeq, a predicted model, not a curated record